CGAGAGAGGGAUCAGACGCAUCGCAAUCGCAAUCGCAACCGGCCACCAUGGACAUGGAGCACCAGCUGCUUCUCUUCUCGCCGCAGGAGCACUUCAUGGCCAGCCCGCCGGGCUUCUUCGCCGUGGGCGCCGGAUACUCCGCGCAUUUCCAGACGGGCGAGUUCGUCGAGCCGGUUGGCGUCGUGGCGACCGGCAUCGAGGACGGCGCGUGGGUGGAGGACCUCAUGCAGCUCGGCGACGAGCUGUUCGGCGGCGGCGAUGUCGCUGCCGUCGCCGGCACGGGAGACCACGAGCCGUGGUGGUACGAAGACGACGGCGGCGGCGGGUCGGGGUCCACGGACGGGCCGCCGGCGAGCGUCUCGCCGGGCGGCUACGGGAGCCCUCCUCCCUCCGGGGAGCAAGGCGCCGAACCGCACCGCGAGGACGGCGGCGACGACGCGUCGCCGGUGACGCGGAAGCGGAGGGACCGGUCCAAGACGAUGGUGUCGGAGCGGAAGCGGAGGGUCCGGAUGAAGGAGAAGCUCUACGAGCUGCGAUCGCUCGUACCCAACAUCACCAAGAUGGACAAGGCCUCCAUCAUCGCCGACGCCGUGGUGUACGUCAAGAACCUGCAGGCGCACGCCAGGAAGCUCAGGGAGGAGGUCGCGGCGCUCGAGGUGCGCCCGAGGUCGCCGUCGCCCGCCGGGCCCGGGCACGAGCAGCACGGCGGCCGCACGGCGGCGGCGGCUGCUGCUGGCCGACGCCACCACCGCCCCGCGGCGGCCGGCCACGGCGCGCGGCUGAGCCACGUGGGUGUGGUGCAGGUCGGCGACGGCCGGUUCUUCGUGACGGUGGAGUGCGAGCGGCGGGACGGCGUGGCGGCGCCGCUCUGCGCGGCCGCCGAGUCGCUGGCGUGCUUCCGGGUGGAGAGCUCCAGCCUCGCCCGGUCAGGACCGGACCGCGUCGUGUCAACGCUCACGCUCAAGUUGAGCGAGCGAGUAGGGGACACGAUCAUCGGCGAGAACUCGGUGAAGCUCUGGGUGAUGGCGGCUCUGCUCAAGGAAGGCUUCCGGCCCGAACCGACGGUCGAGAUCUCCUCACGGUCCACUUGUCAACCGAUCAACUGAUGUUCAGACUCUUGUUUGUAAAACAAGUUAAGUGUCAACUGAUUUUGUUAUCUCUCGGUCGUGCUCUAGGGUGAUGUGACACGUGUUCUCGUUCGUCCAACCCUUUUGUGUGAUCUGGACCGUCCACCUACCCGGUACCUGUGUGCAGUGUCCUGUUGAAACCAAUGGUACCGUAGCAUAUAUUCUGCGACACAAUGGGGAGUGGGAAAUAGAAAUGCAGAUGCAUUCGUACGUCAUGUGACUCGUGUAUGAGCGGAUCAUGGGCGGAGCUAUGGCCCCCCUGCCUAACGUAAAUCUGUACAUUUCCUUGAUUUUCAGUCCUUCGUUCCAUUGACACUCGAUUAGCACCAC
This is a messenger RNA of Setaria italica (foxtail millet), 1457 nucleotides long. RefSeq names its product transcription factor FER-LIKE IRON DEFICIENCY-INDUCED TRANSCRIPTION FACTOR. The coding region runs from base 48 to 1106 and encodes 352 amino acids. Gene Ontology annotation, biological process: regulation of DNA-templated transcription. The record is from RefSeq and is a predicted model, not a curated record. Lineage: Eukaryota; Viridiplantae; Streptophyta; Magnoliopsida; Poales; Poaceae. Gene Ontology annotation, molecular function: DNA-binding transcription factor activity; protein dimerization activity; sequence-specific DNA binding. Gene Ontology annotation, cellular component: nucleus. The transcript is spliced from 2 exons.